AUGUCACAUCACGGUUCAGAUCCUGACCUCCACCGAGCCAUCUCUCUGCGCCCGAGUCCAUUCCAUGCACAUCCUGAACCUACGACUCGUCUAACUCAACAUCCUGCAGGAGUGCUUCCCGUUCUCCCCCUGCCACAGGACAAGACUGGUGCUUCUACCUCAUACGAGGUCAACGAGUCUCAUGACCCCGUGUCACGCCCCGCUUAUGCUCGUAACAUCAGUGAAGCCGAAGACGUAGAAGGCCAAGCUCUUCCAAGCUAUACCUCGGAGAAUGAUCCUCUAGAUCUAUCAAGCCGCAUCAAGAGCACGACACAGCUAGAUGCCAUGCAAGCGAACACGUCUAGGAGACGUCAAGGUGCUAAGGACCGCUUUUGUGCCCCUAUCGCUCAGACCAAAGAUGCUUUCCAGUCGCGCAAAGUCCGAGGCUUCUACGAGGGUCAGAAUGAAGCCAUCGAGAGGAUGUUGAAGCCAGUCGACGACCACAGAAGGGAAGCUAAAGAAGAAGCCGGCGCCGACAAUCUACAGUACAAGAUUGCUGUCUACGGAUCUUUUGCCGCAAAUGUGAUUCUCGCUGGUCUUCAAAUGUAUGGAGCCGUCUCUUCUGGCUCUUUGUCACUCUUCACCACUACCGCCGAUGCAGUCUUUGACCCGUUAGCCAAUGCUACCUUGCUUCUGUGUAACCGCGCUGUCAACCGUGUCGACGCUCGCAAGUUCCCUGCCGGAAAGGCCCGUAUCGAAACAGCAGGCAACAUCGCUUUCUGCUGCUUAAUGUGCAGUGUAUCAUUCAUCCUCAUAGUUCUUUCGAUCGAGGAGCUCGUCAGAGGAUCCGAUUCCGAGACAAAGACCUUCCAUCCACCUUCUGUGAUUGCUGUAUGUGUUGCAUUCGCUACAAAGCUCGUACUGUUCAUUUACUGUUGGUCUUUGAGGAACAAGUACUCCUCUGUACGCAUCCUCUGGGAAGACCACAGAAAUGAUUUGUUCAUCAACGGAUUCGGUGUCUUGACUUCUGUCGGAGGCAGCAAGCUCGCUUGGCAAAUCGACCCUUCAGGAGCAAUUGCCCUUUCGUGUCUCGUUGCUUUCCUGUGGCUACGUACUGCCUACUCUGAAUUUCAGCUUCUGAUUGGAGUCACCGCUCCUACUCACAUGCUGCAGUGGAUCACGUACAUCGCCAUGACACACAACCCGGCUAUAGUCAGUCUGGAUACUGUAAGGGCCUGGUAUAGUGGCCCUCGUAUCACAGUCGAAGUGGACAUUGUCCUUCACCCUGACAUGACUCUGAAAGAAACCCACGAUAUUGCAGAAGAUCUGCAAAACAAGCUUGAAGGUCUACCCGAUGUCGAAAGAGCCUAUGUGCACAGCGACUACGAGACAGAACACAGAGCAGAGCAUUUUUUGAAGAAGGAACUGUGA
Aureobasidium melanogenum CBS 110374 is the source of this 1410-nucleotide messenger RNA. RefSeq names its product cation diffusion facilitator 1. Gene Ontology annotation, biological process: transmembrane transport; monoatomic cation transport. Gene Ontology annotation, cellular component: membrane. Lineage: Eukaryota; Fungi; Ascomycota; Dothideomycetes; Dothideales; Saccotheciaceae. The record is from RefSeq and is a predicted model, not a curated record. The transcript has a single exon. Gene Ontology annotation, molecular function: monoatomic cation transmembrane transporter activity. The coding region runs from base 1 to 1410 and encodes 469 amino acids.